UGUGGAGCCAAGGGGAUAGGCCGGCAGGUGGAGAAGAGGUGGCCGUGGAAAAAUGCCCACCCUCCCUUCUGCCAUAAAUAGAGCCACGAGGAGUGCUAUGUGGAUGGCAUCCGGGAGGGGCAUUGAUUGCACUUUAUCUAUGGCGGGCUGAGCAGAGCAAGGGCGAAAGGGGGACAAAGAAGCCGCCCAAGUGAAUGAGGCCCCCUUUCACCAUAGGCAAGCCUCUCUCUCUCUCUCUUCCAGAUCAUCCCUCUGUUUAAAGAGGCUCACUGACAUUUCGCUUUGCUGGAAGGGCGGCUCCUCCAAACUGGAGCACUAGGGACUGACUGACCGCCGCGGUGCUGGGCAUAGCGGCCACCUUUCCCUCCUUCCCGCCCGCACUCUCGUUUCAUUCCUGCUCCUCUGCCCGACCUCCCGCUCGCGGCGGCCCUCUGGUUGCCCCCAUGGACUUGCUAGGCCACAUGGAGAUCACCGACGGCUCCCUGUGCUCCUUCUCGGCGGCCGACGACUUCUACGACGACCCCUGCUUCAACACGUCAGACAUGCACUUCUUCGAGGACCUUGACCCGCGGCUGGUGCACGUGGGAGGCCUGCUGAAGGCCGACGAGCACGGCCACCACCACAGCCACGAGGACGAGCACAUCCGGGCGCCCAGCGGGCACCACCAGGCCGGCCGCUGCCUGCUCUGGGCGUGCAAGGCCUGCAAGAGGAAGACCACCAACGCCGACCGCCGCAAAGCGGCUACCAUGCGCGAGAGGCGGCGGCUCAGCAAGGUCAACGAGGCCUUCGAGACGCUCAAGCGCUGCACCUCCACCAACCCCAACCAGCGCCUGCCCAAGGUGGAGAUCCUGCGCAACGCCAUCCGCUACAUCGAGAGCCUCCAGGCGCUGCUGCGGGAGCAAGAGGACGCCUAUUACCCGGUGCUGGAGCACUACAGCGGCGAAUCCGACGCCUCCAGCCCCCGCUCCAAUUGCUCCGACGGCAUGCUGGAUUACAGUGGGCCCCCUUGCAGCUCCCGCAGAAGGAACAGUUAUGACAGCAGCUACUAUACAGAAACACUAAAUGAUUCAAAGCAAGGGAAGAGUUCGGUUGUUUCCAGCCUCGACUGUUUAUCGAGCAUUGUGGAAAGGAUUUCUACAGACAGCACCGCCUGCCCCACCCUGCCCACAGUUGAAAGUGGGACCGAGGGAAGCCCUUGCUCACUCCAAGAAGGGGCCAGCUUGAGCGACACUGGAGCCCAGAUCCCCUCCCCGACUAGCUGUUCUCAGCUCCCUCAGGACACUAGCAGCCAGAGUGCCAGCAACCCUAUCUACCAAGUGCUAUAAAGCCGCAGCAGACAAAAACUGCCAUGCUGGGAGUGCUCAGAAGAAGCUCCCAAAUCUUCUUAAGUCUUCCAAAAAUCAAACAAAGACAAUACUGGGGGUUUUCUUAUCAGCUUUAAAGCAUAUCUAAUAAUUCCUUUGACUAUUUCAAGCUUGUAUUACUUCAAAAUACACUUAUUUAUUGGUUAUAAACAAAAGCUAUUUAAUUUGUAUAGCGGGAAAACUUGUGUACCAUGAAAUGGCCAACGUUUAAUCUGUGCUUUGAGAAGGGGAAACUUGCUUUUGAGCAUCUCCUCUGAUCAUUUGAGAAACAAAGAUCAACUCCUGUGCUGAAAUCCUGCAAACUGUUAGGCUGCUAAACUCCUAUUGAUUUCAGUAGGAUUUCAGCAGCCUAACUUCAGGAUCGCAGCCUUUCUUUGCAAUUCCCCACAGAACAUACACAUACACAUAUAUGCAGAAAAGGUUGUGGACCAUUUUUUAGAAAAAUAUGUGUUUUGUAUACUUGUAAAUAAGAGUUGCUUUGCCCCCUCACCCCCACCCCCAAAAGAUUCCAGCAGAACUACAAAAAGCAUUUACGUAUUUAAUGUUGCUUGGUUUGUCGUGCCAAACUUUAACUUUAUAUAUUUAUACAAUGUGGAUGCUGAGAAUGUUUUCAACAGUAUUCUAAAUAAAGAUCCUUAUUUAUAAAA
Messenger RNA from Hemicordylus capensis (graceful crag lizard), 2011 nucleotides. It is a transcript of the gene MYOD1, whose product is annotated as myogenic differentiation 1. The transcript has 3 exons. The coding region runs from base 444 to 1325 and encodes 293 amino acids. Gene Ontology annotation, molecular function: DNA-binding transcription factor activity, RNA polymerase II-specific; RNA polymerase II cis-regulatory region sequence-specific DNA binding; protein dimerization activity. The record is from RefSeq and is a predicted model, not a curated record. Gene Ontology annotation, biological process: muscle organ development; regulation of transcription by RNA polymerase II; positive regulation of myoblast differentiation. Lineage: Eukaryota; Metazoa; Chordata; Lepidosauria; Squamata; Cordylidae.